Messenger RNA from Solanum stenotomum, 721 nucleotides. Its product is annotated as ribosomal protein S14, mitochondrial. The record is from RefSeq and is a predicted model, not a curated record. Gene Ontology annotation, biological process: translation. Gene Ontology annotation, molecular function: structural constituent of ribosome. The coding region runs from base 69 to 395 and encodes 108 amino acids. The transcript has 2 exons. Gene Ontology annotation, cellular component: ribosome; small ribosomal subunit. NCBI's taxonomy places the organism in Eukaryota, Viridiplantae, Streptophyta, Magnoliopsida, Solanales, Solanaceae.
UACCCAUUGAUCGGAAAAAGCUGAAAUCUGGGAGUUGUACAGCAAAUCGAUCAACUGAGAGAGCAAAGAUGAAUUCAAUGGUGGCUUUGGGGAAGAAAUUCACGAGAAAUAUUCAAGAUAACAAACGUAGAUUGUUGUCUGCUAAGUAUGAAUUGAGGCGAAAGUUGUAUAAAGCUUUUGUUCAAGAUCCUCAACUUCCUCCUGAAAUGCGAGAAGCUCAUCAGUACAAGCUUGCCAAGUUGCCCAGAAAUAGUUCCUUUACGCGAAUCAGAAAUCGGUGCAUUUUUACUGGUCGACCUCGUGCAGUUUAUGAAAAGUUUCGAAUGUCUCGUAUUGUUUUUCGUGGUUUGGCUGCCCGUGGUGCUUUGCAGGGUGUAAAGAAAGCUUCUUGGUAGACAAUACAAUACCCAGGUUUUCUUCUUUUCAAGAAUUAGGAGCCUACCAGAUCACUGCUAGUGGAUCUCAUAUACUAGAGCCAAGUAGAUUACUGUGGGGCAAAGUUUUCUAUUUCAGGAGUUGUCUCGUCUUUUUUCAAAUAAAUUGUCAUAUUACAAUCUCUAGCUCAUCCCACAUCCGGGGUUUUGGCCAUGCCAGUAUAUUUUUCUUCAUUUUUGCCUCAAGAUUUCUGCAUGUUCUUAAUCUGCUUGAUAGAACCUUAUUUAAAACUUCUCACUGUCUUGCAACUUUUGAUUAUAUGAAAGACCUGAAUGAUUAGUCUGUA